AUGGGCAUCAACAACACCGAACUCAACUACUUGCUCAACGGCUCGUUUACGAAGGCCACUUUGAAGAAGCUGAUUAUCAUGACCGACGAGGACUGUAAGAACUGGAAUGGCAACCCGCUAUUCCGAGAGUUUCAAAUCAACGUCGUCGGUACCUCGGUCGGCUACUGGAAGGCCCUAAAGCGCAUACGAGAAUGGGCGACCAGCGUCCUGAUGGAACACCUCAAAGACCGAAAAAUCGAAAAGGAGGCUGCCGCAAAGAGGGCCGCGGCUGCAAAGACUUCCAAAGACGAAGAUGCUGCUGCGAAGGCUGUCGCUUCCAACUUCUACUUCGAGGGCGAUAAUCUGGUCGCAUUCGACUACUAA
This is a messenger RNA of Fusarium pseudograminearum CS3096, 363 nucleotides long. RefSeq lists its product as uncharacterized. The record is from RefSeq and is a predicted model, not a curated record. Bases 1 to 363 code for a protein of 120 amino acids. NCBI's taxonomy places the organism in Eukaryota, Fungi, Ascomycota, Sordariomycetes, Hypocreales, Nectriaceae. The transcript has a single exon.